Molecule: messenger RNA, 855 nt
Organism: Leptinotarsa decemlineata (Colorado potato beetle)
Lineage: Eukaryota; Metazoa; Arthropoda; Insecta; Coleoptera; Chrysomelidae
Product: acyl-coenzyme A thioesterase 13
Molecular function (GO): fatty acyl-CoA hydrolase activity
Source: RefSeq, a predicted model, not a curated record
GAGCCAAGAUGUGACAAACCAUGAUCAAUUCGAAUAUUUUUCAAUAGUCAUAUUACAAUUUUAGGAAAUUAACACAAAUUGUCAUCAAUGAAGUGUCUCACACCAUCUUCGUAAUAGUCUAGAGUCCAAUGUAUUAGUACAAGUGAAUCAAGAAGUCCAUAUGAGUGCCCCAGUCAGAAUUGGAGCCCAGCAUAUUGCAAAACAUUUGAAAAAUGCCAAGGGACAUGACCAAAUAUUACGAAAGGUUACUGUGGUUCAUCUGAAGGAUGGUUAUUGUCAUGCUGAAAUGAACGUGUCAGAAGAACAUACAAAUUCAUUGGGUACCUUACAUGGCGGUUUAUCAGCAACUCUGGUGGAUAAUGUAUCCAGCUGGGCGUUGAUGUCACACGCAGGUGGUGAAUAUCCCAGCGUAUCAGUCGAAAUGAAUAUGACAUAUCUGAAAGGUGCCAAAAUAGGAGAAGAUAUAAAAAUUGAGGCAAAUACUCUGAAGGUUGGAAAAACUCUUGCAUUUCUUGAAGUUUUCAUCAAAAACAAGUCAUCUGGGGAUCUCCUAGUCAAAGGUGCUCACACGAAGUUCUUGCUACGCUAAUCAGGUUGUCGGAACUCGAAUAAUUCAUCUUUAGAAAAUUGUAUUUAUUUUCUUCCUAGUCACAAUAAUCAUCCAAACUUUCAUCCAUUCAUUUAUAAAGUAGUAAAACAGUGCGUGAUCAAACUUAUUGAAAAAGAAAGCUUUUUGCAAUAAAUUGAAUAAUUCGAAGAAAACUUAUUUUAUUACGGCUACUUUCAGUUAGAUAGAAGUUCCAGGAAUAUGUUUUUUAUUCAUGUAUCUUUAAUAAUAAACGUAAUAGUAAUGAA